AUGAAUGUUCUAUGUCAAAAAUCGAAAUCUAGCGUCUUCUUGAAACGUAUACAUCAACUCGGGCUCAAACAACUAGUCACAGUGCCAACGCGAACGGAAGCUCGAUAUGUGAACGGAUCAUUCAGUGUCACUUCAACGCUCAUUGACCACAUCUACUGUUCAUCUGAAAGAAAUGUUGCGUCAAUACAUGUACCACCACUUUCUCUGAGUGAUCACUAUCCUGUCUUCCUCGUACGCCGUUGUAACGCUUCCAGGAGAUCAAAACAAAAUGAAAAGAGCACUAUUCAAUAUCGAUCCUUAUCCAACUUGAACAAAACAGAUUUUCGUGAAGAUCUACGUCUGGCCCCAUGGUCCUCAAUUGAAGCAUUUGACGAUCCAUCUGACGCCCUUGCACUCUGGUACGAGAUCUUCCAGAGUGUUGUUGAACGACAUGCCCCUCUCCGAACGAAAAGAGUCAAAUCCUUACAGCUGCCUAAGUGGAUGACGCCUGAAAUUCUGUCUGACAUAAAGAAACGAGAUCAGCUAAAAGCAAAAGCCCGAAACGGAACAAUAUCAUGGGAAACGUUCAGAUCAUGUAGGAACAGAAUAUCAUUUAACAUUAAACAAGCGAAAAAGAAUUACUUUGCACACGAAAUUUUACAGAACAAACAUGACUCGAAGAAACUAUGGAAACUGAUGAAAGAAGCGGGAAACUUGAACUCCAACAAAACAACACCAAACGAGAUAAUCGAUAAUGGGGCUUCUGUCACAAACACAGCCAUAAUUGCACAGUUGUUUAACUCGCAUUUCUCACAAAUUGCAGACUCUGUCAUCCAUGAUACAACACAUCACGAACCAAAUUUAGAACCACUUCGACAAUUUGUGAAAACUCACCUUCCUGAUAACCACCACUUCACGGUUCCAGCCAUGUCUGCAGAGUACCUUCUGAAUGCAAUCAACAACUUGUCGUGUAACAAAGCAAAAGGAGUUGACUCGAUAAACAUCCACCUUCUUCAAGUCGGCUGCAAUGAAGUCCUCCCAUCCCUUCUCUACAUCUAUAACACCAGCAUAACCUCGGGUAUUUUUCCAGACCAGUGGAAAAUCAGCAAGAUCACACCUGUGUUCAAAAAAGGCUCGCGACAAAAUAAGGAUAAUUAUAGACCUAUCGCUGUUUUGUCUGUGCUAUCUAAGAUCUUGGAGCGCUUUUAUGGUCUACAUCUACUUGGUUACCUUCAAGAACACAACUUGCUCACCAGUUCCCAAUUUGGAUCACGACCUUUCCACUCUUGUGAAACAAUGUUACUCCAACUUACAGACUCGCUACUUAAUGAUAUGGACAAAGGAAAUCUCAGCGGUAUUCUCCUUAUAGACUUCCGGAAAGCGUUCGACCUUAUAAGCCAUGACCUCCUACUACAGAAACUUGCCAUUUAUGGUCUUAAAGAUUCAACACUCCAGUGGUUCAAGUCUUAUCUCACGGAACGAAAGCAAUUAGUGUCCAUCGGACGUGCAACUUCAGAUCUCCUACCAGUACAUACCGGUGUUCCACAAGGUUCAUCACUUGGACCACUUCUCUUCAUUUUAUUCAUCAACGACAUACCACUUGUUAACAAAGAAUGCAAUUCCUACAUCUAUGUAGAUGACACCACCUUGGUCAAGUCAGGGACAUCCAUCAACACCGUUAGAUCACAUCUACAAACUGGUGCUGACAACCUAAGUAACUGGGCCUCCGAGAAUAGAAUGGCCAUCCAUCCCAACAAGACUAAGGUCAUGCUUAUUGGAUCACGACAAAAACUUUCAACCAUCAACGAACCGCUCAAUGUUUCUAUCUGCGGAACCACCAUCUCCCAAACAACCUGCGAAAAACUACUUGGUGUGCACAUGGAUGACUCACUCACAUGGAACACCCAUAUUUCUCACGUUAUCAAGAAAUACAACAACAAACUUGAACUUGUGAAACGAGCCAAACCUUACCUUACACCCAAGCUCCUCCUUCUCCUUUAUAACAGCAUAGCAAAGCCAACACUCGAGUAUUGUUGUAGCGUUUGGGGUAAUUGUAGUACAGACGCUCUUGGACGUGUAACAUCUGCCCAAAAACGUGCCGCGAGGAUUCUACUAAACGCUGAUUACACUAUCCCAUCAAUAACCUUAUUCAAAGAAAUCAACCUUAUCCCAAUUCAUGACACCAUUCGCCACCGGAUCCUACUACAGACGUUCAAAUGCAUACAUGACAUCAGUCCACCAUGCCUCAGCACCCUCAUGGAAAAACCAACCCACCACCAUUCAACAAGAGCUAUUGCGAAUAAUAAUGUCCACAUCCCAAAAGCAAGAUCUAACGCAGGAAAACGACGAUUUUCAUUUAUAGCAUCUACCUUAUGGAACAAUUUCCCUAACGAGGCAAAGAAAAUAACAUCGCAGCCGUCAUUCAACACAUAUUGCAAGAGUUACUUUAGUCAGAAACUCGUGAGUUCAACUAAACUUAACAGCAUAAGGCUUUAUUAA
Molecule: messenger RNA, 2478 nt
Organism: Paramuricea clavata
Lineage: Eukaryota; Metazoa; Cnidaria; Anthozoa; Malacalcyonacea; Plexauridae
Source: the annotation of a GenBank genome assembly